UCUAGGCAGACCUUGCGGGCUCCUUUGCCAUUGAAUUGUUGCCACUCCACCCAAUUUAUACCCCUUUUCAUAGGUAUCCUGAUCGCACCAUCAAUCAUGGAUGCUGCAACGAUAGCAGAGACGAACCGCAUCCGCGUGUCGCUGGGCAUGAAGCCUUUGCCGGUGCCUGGAGAAGACGCGGCAAACGAUGUCAGCAGCCAAGGAUCGAGCGCCAGCGAGGAGGCUGAUACGUUCGAAACUCGCGAAGCGCGUGCGUACGAUAACUAUAAUAGCCAUAUGGAAGCAGAAGCAACCAAGAGGAAGAGAGAAGAGAGAAAGGCAGCUAUUCGCAAAGCCCAAGAGCUUGCCCAACGGAAUCUUGUGAUGGAAGGCAAAGGCCUAGGCGAAGAAGCAGACGGAGGCGAUAUUGAUGCGAAAGCGUGGCUUACAGGCCAAAAGAAACGACAAAAAAAGAUUGACAAGACUCGAAAGCUGGAAGAGGAACUUGCUGCUGCUGAAGCGGCGGCAGCGGCAGCUGUACAGUACACCUCAAAAGACUUGUCAGGACUCAAAGUCGCACACGACAUGUCCACGUUUAUGGAUGGCGAUGGAAACGAGCAAAUUUUAACACUCAAAGACACGACCAUUGACGAAAAUGAAGAAGACGGAGACGAGCUCGAAAAUGUCGGCAUGCGCGAGCAGGAGAGCUUGAACGAGAAGCUGGAUCUUCUCAAAAAGCGCCCUGCCUAUAAUCCCAUGGAUGACGAAGCGCUUGGAGGAGGCAUUCUAUCACAGUACGAUGAUGAAAUCAAUGGAAAGAAACGGAAGAAGUUUACACUUGACGCCGCAGGAAUGACUGCGGAUUUAGCGGAUAUCCUGGCGGAGCCAACAAAGACCGAAGACCGCAAGCUCAACACAUAUAACCUGGACGACAUUGUGGAUGGUACCAAUAUAUCGUCUGAUUAUUUGGAUAUUUCCGAAAUCAAAGUUAAGAAGCCGAAAAAGAAGAAGUCAAAGGGCACGCGACAAAAAGUGAUUGACGAGGAUGACGUAUUCCCUGUCGGCAACGAGGACGGCGACGCCAAUGGUAUGGACCUGGAUAUUGUAGCGACUAAGAAGAGAAAAACACAAUCUGAUACCUUUGUGGAUGACGACGACUUGCAAGCGUCGCUGGCGGCUCAACGCAAGGCUGCCCUCAAGAAACGCAAGAAGAUGCGACCCGAAGACAUCGCCAAAGAGCUAAAGGAACAAGAUAACCAAGAGGAGCAAACACAGCCUGCUGAAGAAGGAGGAAUUGUGAUUGGCGCCGUAUCAGAAUUUGUCUCGGGCUUGAGCAAGCCAGAAGAUGAGGAAGAACGCAAGCCCAGGAAGCGAGUCGUCUCUGAACAGCCUGCCGAGGCGGACGAAGAUUACAGUAUGGGAGAUGCGGAUGAAGUUGAAGAAAAUGCCAGCAUAGAUCCACCAUUGCCGAACGAACCGGAACCGGAAGCUGAAGAAGAAGAAAAGACGGUUGGAGGUGGUAUGGGUGCAGCGCUUGCGCUUCUUCGCGAGCGAGGCUUGGUUGAAAACUCACGAGGCGACGAAGAAUACGAAAAGUUCCGUAAGAGACAGGACUUCCUGGCGAAGAAACAGAAGUUGGAAGACGAGCUGGACGAAGAGACAAGGAGGCAAAGAGAAAAGGAUCGAGCCAGCGGCCGUUUGGACCGCAUGUCUGUCCGGGAGCGCGAGGAAUACGGCCGACAGCAGAACGCCUGGCGCGAACAGCAACAAGCACGACGCAUGGCUGAACUGUUUGAAGCCAACUACAAACCCACUGUUAAUAUUAAGUAUGUGGAUGAGUCUGGACGUCAACUGAACACCAAGGACGCCUUUAAGCAGAUGAGUCACCAGUUCCAUGGAAAGGGCAGCGGCAAGGGCAAGACGGAGAAACAGUUGAAGAAGCUGGACGACGAGAAGAGAAGACAAGAACAGAGCAUGUUUGAUGCCAGCGAGAAUGCAGGCAUGAGUCGCGCGACAGCGCAGCAGCUGAAGAAGAGAAAGGAAGCUGGUGUACGAUUAGGUUAAGCGGGCUUGGAUAGCUUACGCCACCUUUGAUUGGUACUUGUACAUAUAACAUGCAUCUACAGACGAAUCAUUCAUCUGUGAUUCAAACACGAUAGCGAUUUUUUUUAAAAUUAAAUUAAAUUAAAUGUUACUCAGACUAUUCCAUCGCUUCUUUCUCUUCUUCCCUUCUUUGCCUCGUCGCCAUCCUACGCCGCGCCCGAUCUUCAUGCCAAGGAUCACCAUCCAUCCAUGGCUGACACGCCUCCUGUUUGUUCACACACACCCGCCCGCCUAUAUCGCAGAUGGUAGACACACCAGGUGAUUGAUUGGAUUUGUUGGGACGAAAAGAAUCCGGCUCUCCGGUACCGUCCCUCGUGGCAUUUGCAUGCUAGUCUUAGCCGUUCAAGGGGCCCUCCGGCACCACCAUGGACGCCCGGAACAGCGCUGGAGCGGAAGCAGGGCCGGGCGGACGAGCACCAGCGCAGCGGCUUGAGCUCGGCAAUGGGCAGCUCGGAGCAACGGAGCCUAAGCCUAAUCGUGCCAAAGAUGGAUGGGCCGGCGGGUUUGGCAAGGCGUUGGAGCGUGUGCCGCUGGAGCGCCUGGCCAAUGGGCUACGGCGGCCAGCAGCCGGCAGAGUGGGUUUCUGUGGGUGUGGCCCAUGGCUUGCCUUACCCACCGUGCUGGGUUGCAAGGUGCGGGUUCAGCAGCGGCACCAGUGGCAGCAGGUUUGAUUGGGGACCUUGCAUGUAACCUUAAUAAGUUGGAUUACACGCUAUUACUCUGCCGAGCUCGCUAAUGGAUGAGCUGCGCUGCGCUGCGGUCUUUUGUUUUGUUGGGCAGAGGCGUCAGUCAGCAUUGGCGUCCUCCACUUGCUGCUUAUAGACGUAGGAUAAUGUACUAAUAUAUGACUGUCUCUUUCUUUUGCAGCAGCCAGCCCAAUCUACAUAAAAAGAAUACAAACCUGGGCAGCAGGGCCUGGGC
This is a messenger RNA of [Torrubiella] hemipterigena, 3003 nucleotides long. NCBI's taxonomy places the organism in Eukaryota, Fungi, Ascomycota, Sordariomycetes, Hypocreales, Clavicipitaceae. The record is from the annotation of a GenBank genome assembly.